UGACAGGGGCCUGCAGCAAGACCAAUUUGGCACAGGACGCUCAGGACCGUCCAAACAGGCUUUCCGGACGCAAUACAACGCUGCCCCGGGUGCGACCCAAGAUGCCGCUCGAUUCUUCGCUGCCGGGCCUGCUCCUGGGCCUUCCUCACUCGGCACGACACCGUACGACCUAUCUGCGCUGCAUGGCGCAUUGCCUCCCCUUCACACUCAGACACCGGCGCAAUCAACUCCGAUCGCCAUGAGCCCGGCGCUCGCGCCUUGGGCAACAGACUUCCUCCUCCAGCAACCGGCGCAGAGCCCGAGGCCCCUUCAAUUGGACGCUGGGCAGUCAGCAAUGCAGAACAACCAGACGGUGCAUGCCUUGCGCGACUCGGCAAAUAUGGCCAGUCCAUUUCAGGGUAAGCGAUUACAGUGGACACCGCCCGCAGUGGGAUUUGCAAGUCCUAUGGGCAACAUGAUGCACCAACCUCAGGCGUCCGGCUCUCAGUUGCACCAGCCUGUGCAUUCGGCCCCGAUCCUGGACGAGUCCCAAUGGGAACAGGUUUUCAAGUCCCAUGAAGAAACAGUCGCCGUACUGCGCGCUUCUCAAGAAGUCACGCAGGAACAUCCCGCACAGAGGCUUGAUAAUCCUGACGAGCUCGCGCGAACAGCUGGCUCCCUCAUUGAUGCCGUGAGACACGAGGACAACCCCAAAUUUCAGAGCAGCGCGUUCUUGGGACUGAUGAGGCAGCUUCGGGAUCGCGAAAUUGUAAUAGAAGGCAACCAGAUGGUUCCCCGGGAGGAGGCCUCGUCAUGGGCGAACGACUUGCAGUCCUCUGUGGACGUGAAGGGCAAGGGUCGUGCCGUCGACAUUGCUGAUGGCACCAUUACAUCCUCCAUGGUACCGGGCGGCGACUCGACGCAAGUAUACGCGGCAACGGCCGUGGCCGGCCAACGGGCUGGCGACGAGCAAGUGCGUGGAUCACUGUCAUCUGCGGUCGACGAUCUCGACGAAUACUUCCGCCAGGAGAACGAGGCGUACAUCGGCUACUGGCGUAGUGAGGCACCCCCUCGUACGGAGACACCCAGGGAGAACGCAGAGUGGGGCCGCCUGCAGCGGGACUGGGACAACUUCGAGGCAACCGCAACGGGGAUCAGGCCGGUAGCCAACUAUCAGUUUCAGGCGCACAACCCGUACCUAGUCGGCGAGACAUCACGCCAUCAUGCGAUGCACAUCCAGGGGGAGCGAAACACUUUGUACGACAGCGUGUUGGAGAUGGAAGCGGCGGUACAACGGGAGCCGAUGAGCGCACAGGCCUGGUUUCAGCUUGGCGUGAAGCAGCAGGAAAACGAGCGUGAGGCAAAGGCUGUACAGGCUCUCCGUCGCGCCCUCGAGCUCGAUCCGACACACCUACCGUCGUGGCUGGCGCUUGCAGUGUCACACACGAAUGAGGGGAACCGCCACGGGGCUUUCGAAGCCGUUCGGGAAUGGGUAGACCAUAACGAGCAAUACCGUGAUGUCGCUAGCGCGUACCGCUUGCAAAAACCGCUUCGCCAGGAUAUGUCCCAAACUGAGAAGUUCAACGAUAUGAUUGAUUGCCUCAUCACCAUGGCCCGAAGCGAUACUAGCGGAGAGAUCGACGCAGACAUUCAGAUCGCUCUUGCUGUGCUCAUGAACACAAACGAGGCCUACGAGAAGGCGAAAGACUGCUUUACGACGGCCCUUGCAGUCCGCCCCGACGACUGGCAGUUGUACAACCGUGUCGGCGCGACCCUUGCGAACAGUGGGAAACCAGAAGAGGCACUUGCUUACUAUUACCGCGCUCUAGAACUCAAUCCAGCGUAUAUCCGGGCUAGGUUCAACCUUGGUAUCUCAUGUAUCAACCUGCGGCGCCAUCAAGAAGCAUCAGAACAUAUCCUGGAUGCACUCUCGCUACAAGAGAACGAUAGCAUCACGAACGGCGACGGGACUAACGACAAGCGCGGUGUAACGUCAUCGACUUUGUGGGAUUCUCUCAAGACAUGUUGCUUGCACCUCGGACGUCUAGACCUCGCCACCAUCUGUGACCGCCGCGACUUGGACACUUUCCGCCUUAAUUUCAACCUGCGGUAAUGGGCAGUAACGCGUAACGUUUCGCGGAGGCACAUAUUUCGCGUCCGCUUGAGACCGGAUCUCCACGUCAUCUGUUUAUGUCUCUCGGAGACGAUCUCUGCUCAUUUCAUUGUGUCAUCGAGCUAUAUAUGUCAAAAAUAAAAGCUUCCCUUGGGAAGGAACAAUCAGCC
This is a messenger RNA of Phanerochaete carnosa HHB-10118-sp, 2262 nucleotides long. RefSeq lists its product as uncharacterized. Gene Ontology annotation, cellular component: peroxisomal membrane; cytosol. The transcript has 11 exons. Gene Ontology annotation, biological process: protein import into peroxisome matrix, docking. Lineage: Eukaryota; Fungi; Basidiomycota; Agaricomycetes; Polyporales; Phanerochaetaceae. Gene Ontology annotation, molecular function: protein binding. The record is from RefSeq and is a predicted model, not a curated record. Bases 239 to 2092 code for a protein of 617 amino acids.